AACAACAAACUUACUUUCAAUUUUUUUUAAGUCCACUCUCAAACUCUCCAAGUUUUUUCGAUCAAGUUCAAGAUGGUGAAGAAUGAAGUGAUGGUGGAUGAUAUCCCUUUUCCUUCUCAAUUCAUGAUCAACAAUAAGCCUUUACCUUUGAUGGGCCAUGGAAUAACAGACAUAGAGAUACACUUUCUCCAAAUUAAAUUCACUGCAAUUGGAGUUUACUUGGAUCCAGAAAUUGUGACUUAUUUGCAGCAAUGGAAGGGCAAAACAGGGGAAGAUUUAACUGAAAAUGAUGAAUUCUUUGAGGCUAUUGUUAAUGCUCCAGUUGAUAAGUUCUUGAGAGUAGUAGUGAUUAAAGAGAUCAAAGGUUCACAGUAUGGGGUGCAGCUAGAGAACGCUAUACGUGAUCGCUUAGCAGAAGUCGAUAAAUAUGAGGAAGAAGAAGAAGAAGCCCUCGAAAAAAUUGUUGAAUUUUUUCAGUCUAAAUAUUUCAAGAAAGACUUCGUAAUAACGUAUUAUUUCCCAGCUACUUCUGAUGGUGCAAAGAUAUCGUUCGCGAUAGAAGGUAAGGAAGACUUGGAAAUUGAAGUGGAAAAUGCAAAUGUUGUAAAGAUGAUGAAGAAAUGGUACUUAGGUGGAAGCAGGGGAGUGUCACCUACAACUAUUUCUUCUUUGGCUAACAACAUUUCUGCUGAAUUGUCUAAAUGAAAGACAUUAUGUUUAUGUUUGUUUUGUUGAAUUUGUUGUUUUGGUCAUGUUGGCUUUUGUAUUUAGCCUAUGGAGACCUUUUGUUUCAAGAUUUGUGUUUGAAAUUUAAUAAAUUAGAAGUUCAUUUAA
This is a messenger RNA of Solanum dulcamara, 834 nucleotides long. Its product is annotated as chalcone isomerase-like protein 2. Gene Ontology annotation, molecular function: intramolecular lyase activity. The record is from RefSeq and is a predicted model, not a curated record. The transcript has 5 exons. Lineage: Eukaryota; Viridiplantae; Streptophyta; Magnoliopsida; Solanales; Solanaceae. The coding region runs from base 73 to 705 and encodes 210 amino acids.